This is a messenger RNA of Xiphophorus couchianus (Monterrey platyfish), 7174 nucleotides long. RefSeq names its product transportin 2b (gene tnpo2b). The coding region runs from base 259 to 2928 and encodes 889 amino acids. The record is from RefSeq and is a predicted model, not a curated record. Gene Ontology annotation, molecular function: small GTPase binding. Gene Ontology annotation, biological process: protein import into nucleus. NCBI's taxonomy places the organism in Eukaryota, Metazoa, Chordata, Actinopteri, Cyprinodontiformes, Poeciliidae. The transcript is spliced from 24 exons.
UGGGCCUCAUGGAGAAAAACUCUCCUCAGCUCUUAGUUUAUAACUUAUUAGAACUUACCGAAGCCAAUUCACCGUAGUUUAGCACUCGCUUUUAUUAUUGUUGGGAAUCAUACCUCAGAAAACAGGAAAUGCUCCUAGCCACUCAUGCUAUCAAAACGGGUUCUCGAUAGUAUUUACAGCCUUUUUCAUUUUCUGAGGUUUUCAAAAACCAGUUUCUGUUUGAGGCAGAUAAUAUAACGGAUGGUCAACUAUCUUUAGAUGGAGUGGCAGCCAGACGAGCAGGGUCUGCAGCAAGUGCUUCAGCUGCUCAAAGAUUCCCAGUCCCCGGACACAGCCACUCAGAGAGCUGUGCAAGAAAAACUGGAGCAGCUUAACCAGUUUCCUGACUUUAACAACUAUCUCAUCUUUGUCCUCACAAGCCUCAAGUCUGAGGACGAACCCACUCGCUCUCUCAGUGGUCUGAUUUUGAAGAACAAUGUGAAGGCUCACUACCAGAACUUCCCCCCUAACGUGGCUGACUUCAUCAAACGAGAAUGCCUCAACAACAUCGGAGAUCCGUCGCCGCUUAUCAGAGCUACGAUCGGGAUUUUGAUCACAACUAUAGCCUCUAAAGGAGAGCUGCAGACUUGGCCGGAGCUCUUGCCUCAACUUUGCAAUCUGCUCAACUCUGAGGACUACAACACCUGCGAGGGUUCUUUUGGAGCACUGCAGAAAAUCUGUGAGGAUUCGUCUGAGCUGUUGGACAGCGACGCUCUGAACAGACCUCUCAACAUCAUGAUUCCCAAGUUUCUCCAGUUCUUUAAGCACUGCAGCCCCAAGAUCAGGUCCCAUGCUAUCGCUUGUGUGAACCAGUUCAUCAUUGGACGAGCUCAAGCUCUGAUGGAUAAUAUCGAUACUUUUAUUGAGAGUCUGUUUGCCCUGGCCGGUGACGAAGACAGUGAAGUGAGGAAGAACGUCUGCAGGGCUCUGGUCAUGCUGCUGGAAGUUCGCAUCGACCGCCUCAUCCCACACAUGCACAGCAUCAUCCAGUACAUGCUGCAGCGAACGCAGGACCCCGAUGAGAACGUGGCUCUGGAAGCCUGCGAGUUUUGGCUCACUCUGGCUGAGCAGCCCAUCUGCAAAGAGGCCCUGUCUGGACACUUGGUCCAACUGAUUCCUAUCUUGGUGAACGGGAUGAAAUAUUCAGAGAUCGACAUCAUCCUCCUAAAAGGAGACGUCGAAGAGGACGAUACAAUUCCCGAUAGCGAGCAGGACAUCAAGCCUCGCUUCCACAAGUCUCGUACCGUGACUCUGCAACACGAGGGUGGGGAGGGCGAGGAGGGCGAGGACAUAGACGAAGACGAGGAUGACGACGAUGACACGUUGUCUGACUGGAAUCUUCGAAAAUGCUCGGCUGCGGCUCUGGACGUUCUGGCCAACGUGUUUCGUGAGGAGCUGCUUCCACACCUCCUGCCUCUGCUUAAAGGCCUGCUGUUCCAUCCUGACUGGGUCAUCAAGGAGUCUGGCAUCUUGGUGCUUGGCGCCAUCGCUGAGGGCUGCAUGCAGGGAAUGGUUCCCUACUUGCCAGAGCUGAUUCCUCAUCUCAUCCAGUGCUUAUGCGACAAGAAGGCUUUGGUGCGCUCCAUCGCCUGCUGGACCCUGAGUCGCUACGCUCACUGGGUGGUCAGCCAGCCCCCCGACGCCCACCUCAAGCCCCUCAUGACCGAGCUUCUCAAACGCAUCCUGGAUGGAAACAAAAGGGUGCAGGAAGCGGCGUGCAGUGCCUUCGCCACCCUGGAGGAGGAGGCGUGCACGGAGCUAGUGCCGUACCUCAGCUUCAUCCUGGACACGCUGGUUUUCGCUUUUGGGAAAUAUCAGCACAAGAAUCUGCUGAUCCUCUACGACGCUAUAGGAACGCUGGCUGAUUCUGUGGGACACCACCUCAACCAGCCUGAGUACAUCCAGAAGCUGAUGCCACCUCUGAUAGCCAAAUGGAACGAGCUGAAGGACGAGGACAAAGACCUCUUUCCUCUGCUGGAGUGUCUGUCGUCGGUUGCUACGGCGCUGCAGAGCGGCUUCCUCCCGUACUGCGAGCCUGUGUACCAGCGCUGCGUGACCCUGGUCCAGAAGACGCUGGCUCAGGCCAUGAUGUACAGUCAGCAGCCAGACCAGUAUGAAGCACCAGAUAAGGACUUCAUGAUUGUGGCCCUGGAUCUAUUAAGCGGGUUGGCCGAGGGACUCGGGGGCCACGUCGACACGCUGGUGGCCCGCAGCAACAUCAUGACCCUGCUGUUCCAGUGCAUGCAGGAUACGAUGCCUGAGGUGAGGCAGAGUUCAUUUGCUCUGCUGGGUGACCUGACCAAGGCCUGCUUCCCUCAUGUCAAACCGUGUAUCGCUGAAUUUAUGCCGAUCCUCGGGACAAAUCUGAACCCAGAAUUUAUCUCCGUGUGCAACAAUGCCACCUGGGCCAUAGGGGAGAUCUGCAUGCAGAUGGGAGUGGAGAUGCAGCCAUACAUAGCUAUGGUUCUAAACCAGCUGGUUGAGAUCAUUAACCGACCCAACACACCCAAAACCCUGCUGGAAAACACAGCCAUCACCAUCGGCAGACUGGGUUACGUUUGCCCUCAGGAGGUCGCCCCCAUGCUGCCGCAGUUUAUCCGACCCUGGUGCACGUCUCUCCGCAACAUCCGAGACAACGAGGAGAAAGACUCUGCCUUUCGUGGGAUUUGCAUAAUGAUCGGUGUGAAUCCCGGAGGCGUGGUGCAGGAUUUCAUCUUCUUCUGUGACGCUGUGGCCUCCUGGGUGAACCCUAAGGAUGAUCUGAGAGACAUGUUCUACAAGAUCCUUCAUGGUUUCAAGGAGCAGGUCGGGGAGGAGAACUGGCAGCAGUUUUCAGAGCAGUUCCCCCCACUGCUAAAGGAGAGACUGGCAGCCUGCUACGGCGUUUAGGUUCUCCACACCCACCCAAUAGGUGAGCCAGCAGGAGGAGGGUGAAUGGGAAACUCAUCCAUCUGUGUAUUGCACGGCCCUGAUCUGGGGGGAGGGAGAGGGACGCUUUUGGCCGCUCCCCCUGAUGGACGGCCCCCACGCCCUAUGUGUUUGUCCAUAGAGGGAGGGUGCGCGGGUGGGAGGGAGGGACAGGGGGGACACCUCUAGAUUAACUAGGCAGGGACCUGACACAGAAAAAAAAACAACUAACUGGUAGGGACAGAUAGAGGAGGAGGAGACCAGCUGGAAAAGAGAGCGGCACAAAGAAAAGUUCAGGGACAGACAGGGAGGGGAUUCACAACGAGGCAGGGACAGCAGGCAGGAGAAAGCUUGUUUCCUGGCUAGAACGACAGGGAAAGUUAGGAUUUUAAUGGGAUUCUUAAACUUAAACGAGUAGCUGGUUGCUCAACAGACUGACAGACAUUAAGUUGUACAUGCAGUACCUGGGACAGACUGUGGGUGGCACUGUGGUUUAGACUUUUUACAGACCUACUACGUAGCUAGGGACAGACAGGUAAAAAAAAAAAACAACCUCUCUAAUAACUUCAUUUUUCUGGGGGAAUAGGAUUCUAUAUCAAAUACUCCAUCUGUGCUCCACCCUAUUCUGCUUCUCUGUAAGAUGAUCUAUCCUCAUCCAUGUUUCCUACCUUUCAUUCUUACCAGAGUGCUGCUUUACAGAGCUAUCAUCUAUCACACAUAUUGCUGUCUACAUGUUUUUUUUCUACCUGAUCGAACGAGACAGAGAGAGAGAGAGUGUGGGAAAGCCUUUUCCCACCGAAAACAAACCAUUUCUCUGGGAAGGGGGGCUUAGGGCUAACACUUUUGUUUUCUCACCUGAGCGGGAGGAAAUCUUACAAAGAAAAUGCAUCCUUAGUUUUGUCUCCAAGGUUCAGCUCGACGUGUGCAUGUUGCAAGUUUGUAAAUCCUGAUUUCGGCAUUCUUUAACGGUGUGUGAAAUGUGUAUUUUUUAUUUUUUGUAUUUGUUUUUGGACAUGGUACCGAGCUAAAACUUGACUCCCCACCGCAAUGUCCUUGGCACCUGUUGACUGUGACCAAGUGUUUGUGUAUGUGUGUGUGUGUGUGUGCGCAUGUGACUGAGUGUGUGUAUGUGUCUGUCUACAUUUGUGUUGAUAUCCAUUUGAUGCCAUAUUGAUAUCUUUAGUAAAACUGAUUGGUUGUGAUCUUUAUAAUGUUUUAUAAUUGGUCUUUUUUUUUUUUUUUUGCUGCUACUGAUGAGUUUUGUUUCUGUAGUGAACUGAAAUUCACACACUUAACACAAAAAUUGAAUUGAUGCUAUAUUCAGUGACUGUUAAGUUGUUUUUUUGCACUUUUUAUUUUAUUCAGUUUUUUUUUUAAUUUUAUUAUUUGUAUGGUAUAUUUUUUUUAACUUCACCCAUAUGAUAUGUCUUGACCCUAAUGUCAGUGUUUGUCAUACUGUGUUGCACUGUGAAAUUAAGUGUCUUUGACUGGCAAAAAUAUCUCAAUACUAAAUGGCAAAUAAAAGCAAAUUUGUGAAACUGCGACUAAUCCGCACUUUUACAAUUACUAACCUUGCCAUAAUGCUGUGUGUGUGUGUGUGUGAGAGAGAUCCUGCAUGAGAGAGUGCAUGAAGAGAUUUAGUAUUUGCCAAUAAGCAUGUUUGACGGAAGAGUGUGAUACGGUUAAAAGUCGGGAUGUAGCCUGCCUCAGCAUAGUUUGUAUGCAUGCUCUGUCUUUCCACAGUAAAGAUGUACAGUGCCUUGCAAAAGUAUUUGUACCUCUUAAAUCUUUAUACAUUUUGUCUGAAAACUACAAACUUUAGUGUAUUUUAUUAGAUCUUUAUGAUAGCCCAACCCAAAGGAGCGUAUAAUGAGAGAGACAUUUCUGUCCUUUCUGCUCUGUAAAGUGACCCAACCACAACUACUACUAGCCAACUCGAAAAUAAAUUUCAAGUGGGGCUUAGGUCGGGACUACCCUGGUAAAAACCAGCUCUUGUUCUAUGCUUCGCUUCAUCCAGAGGGUCUGGACUCUUGACUAUUAAGAAGCAAUUGCUUCCUGGAGGCGUGGAGUUUGUUCAAGUCUUAAAUGUUACCCAGUCGCUAACGUUUGUCCGUGAUGUCGCCGUCCUCCACUGCAAAGAGAGAAGUGCCGAGCUGAACGAGGCAGCUGUUAAUAUUGAUUCAGUAUUUAGAAGUGUGGUAAACACGGACUGAACGGCUUCGUUCACUUCCUCUGCUGCCAUCACUAAAACUACAGACUACAAUUCUAAAACAGCGCAGAAAAUUGACAUCACUCACAACUUCUCCUGUUCACUGAUUGGCCUGGUCAAAAAUCUAUCAGGGAGAAUCCCCUUCAAUGGGAGAAAACCUAGAAGGAGCAGUGAAGAGAGAUUGGAAUUUAGAAGCCAGUGGCCGGGCUAGGUUGGGACUUUGACUGGGCCAUAUUUUGUUCAGUCUCAAGUCUUUUUGUAGCCUCUAAUUGGUUUUCUUCCAGUAUUCUCCCGAAUUUGGCUCUCUGGUCUGACAAGCUUCCUUUGCCCUGCUGAAGAUCCCCUCAGCAUCAUGCUGACAACCACUACUCUGAAAUGAGUAGCAGUUGUCGUGUUGAGAUGCUCCAAUCUGAGUUGUAGAUCUCUGUGACUUAUCCAGAGUCUCCAUGAGCUUCUUGUAAGCUUUUCCAAUGACAUGAUGUCCUUUUCGUUGAGUGUCAGCUUAUAUGGAUGACCCUUUUUGGAUUGAUUAAACAAAGCUCUGUGGGACAUUCACAGCUCAACAUAUUGUUGUACAACAUAUGACUGUGCGCCUGCUGAGAUCAUAAUACAAACUACUCACUUCAACGCUCUUGGGAACAGUUGUAAACAGCAUAAUGGCAGCAUUGUUGUGAUGACAUGCUGAAGAUGGAGAGUUGAAAAAAGUAGUAGCUUCUUAAAGAGACAGAGGCCAAUUUCAAAGUAGUUUGCGAUGUCAAAUGUAUUUGAUGUCAUGUUUGAUAUAUGCAGCACCUGAAGCGUACAUAGUAACUUGAUUGUGCUACAAAAUAAUAUUCUUCUUUAAACUUCUCCUGAACUUUUCUCCCUGACCUGUCUGUUCCAUAUCCAUAUAUGUGCACCACACUUUUCAGAUAUUCAGUUUAAAAAAUUUAAAGCAAUGUCUCAAUCCCUUUUCAUUUCACAAUUACACACUACUUUAUGUCAACUCAUCAAACGCCAUUCCAAUUAAUAGGUGUGUCAGUACUGGUGUGGGCUUGUAAGAGGACAAAAUGUGGAAAAGCUCAACAGGUAUGAAUACUUUAGCAAUGCAUUGUAUGGGUGUGUGUGCAGUAGUGCAUGUUUGGUGUAUGUUUCAGAGUAUUAUGACUGCCCUUUACACACCAACACACCACCUCGACUGACAAGCAGAAAGGGACGGUACAUUUAGAUAAAAAGCUAGGACACUGCCAAAGAGCAAUAGCCACUAAAUUAGAAAGUUGGAUUAGGAGCAGGGGCCACCUGGAGCGUGAUGCGGACACACAGGUACAGCCGGACUGUAAGGAGGAUUUCUGAUCACGAUUCUGCCAGCAAAAUUCAACACAGGGAAGCGUGUUCAUCUUUUUAAAUGUUUUUUUAAAAUUUUAUUAUUAUUUUUAUUUUCUGGCUCAUAGACAAAAUGUUGCCGCUUGAUUUGACCUAGACUGUGACCAUUAAGGUAAUUGAACCAAUCAUCCGUUACUUAAAAUUGGAGACAAUCUGAGUCUGUUUCCUUUCUCUCAGUUCGGAUUGUGAGGGAUUUUUUAUUUUAUUUUUAUUUUUAUAAAUGUCUCAGUGGCUCAAUAUUUUUACGUGAUUUCAUGUGCUUCUCUGAUGUUUUCUAGUUCCAUGAGAUUUUUGUAUUGUGAACUUUUUAACGAUACUGUAGAAGUCUGGUUGUGGACCAGUGAUGAAUACAAGUAGAGAGAGGAGACAUGAUUUUUUUAUUUUCAUUUUUUAAUUUAUGUUAAUGUAAUAAGAAGCAUGAUACUGGGUAAGAUUUUAACUUUUAACAUAAAAAAUCAGCCUGAUUUAUAAUAGAGCAAAAAUAAUUUGGUACCUGCCUUUAAUCUGUUUCCCUCCAUUUAUUAUAAUUUGGGAAUAGAAAUGAAAUAGUUUUGGGGUUAUUUUAAUCCUUUUAUAGUUUGUGUGUAAAACUGACUGAAAAUCCAGCUGGAUUGUGGAUUACCUGAAAUAAAUGUUCUUGUCAUGCAUGCUGAGAAA